AUGAGGUUCGCGGGGUGGUACCUGAAGAUCGCCGCCGGCGGUGCGGCCAUAGGCGCCGCCAUGGAGCUCUUCAUGAUCCACACCGGCUUCUAUGAGAAGGUAACUAUGCUGGAGUCAGAGAAAAGAGCUUGGGAGAGCAGCCCAGAGGCCCAAGCCAUGAGAGAAGCCUUGAAUCCAUGGCACAAGAAUGAUGAACCAGAGAGAAGAUAGUCACUCAUAUACUCAUGGGUACUCCUGUCCAGUCAUUGCAUUCUCAUCCUUUCGAUUGUAUG
Messenger RNA from Lolium rigidum, 272 nucleotides. RefSeq lists its product as uncharacterized. The record is from RefSeq and is a predicted model, not a curated record. The coding region runs from base 1 to 210 and encodes 69 amino acids. The transcript is spliced from 2 exons. NCBI's taxonomy places the organism in Eukaryota, Viridiplantae, Streptophyta, Magnoliopsida, Poales, Poaceae.